Cordyceps fumosorosea ARSEF 2679 is the source of this 2211-nucleotide messenger RNA. RefSeq names its product intermembrane space AAA protease IAP-1. Gene Ontology annotation, molecular function: ATP hydrolysis activity; ATP-dependent peptidase activity; metalloendopeptidase activity. Gene Ontology annotation, biological process: protein quality control for misfolded or incompletely synthesized proteins; mitochondrion organization. Gene Ontology annotation, cellular component: mitochondrial inner membrane. The transcript is spliced from 2 exons. The record is from RefSeq and is a predicted model, not a curated record. Lineage: Eukaryota; Fungi; Ascomycota; Sordariomycetes; Hypocreales; Cordycipitaceae. Bases 1 to 2211 code for a protein of 736 amino acids.
AUGGCUGAUCUCAGAGCCGCGGCGUCGCUGUCCCGACUGGGACUGCGUGCCGCCGCUCAGCCAGCGGCAUCAAUGCGCUUCUACGCGCCCGCUCUGGCGCGGCGCACAUUCGCGCAGCCUCAAUCGAGACUCGCCCUCGCGCCAUUUUCAUACCGACAGUACUCGCUUACCGCCACGGCGCUCGCCCUCCGACCUCGGACACAGCUGGCGCUGGACGCGCGCCGGCCGUUUGGCACUUCGUCCAAUGGCAUCUCUAGGAACCAGCUCGCCAGCGCCGAGGAGUCGGCCAACAGAAACCCCGGCAACGCCAAUGCGCAAAACGCAUUAUACCAGCUACUUCUACGCGCCAACAUGCCCGGCAUCCUCGUCGAGCGCUACCAGUCCGGCCGCUUCGGCACCAACCCCGCCACGGAGGACGCCUACAGGAAGGCGUUAGCGGCCUUGAACGCCGGUACCAACGCUACCUCGGGCACGACAUCGGGUGUCGCCAUCGGACGCCUUGGAUAUGGCUCCGAGGCGGCCAUUGCCAACGCCGCGGUCGGGCAUGCCGGUCUCGGCAGCGCCACCGCCGGUGGCAGGGGUGAGCCGAUCCAUGUCGUGGUCCAAGAAACGACGCGCAUGUUCAUCUUCCGCUGGGUUCGAUUCUUCGCGACGUUUAUUCUGGUUACCUACCUGUGUUUUGUGGCCGUCACUAUUCUCAUCGAGUUCCUCAGCUCCUUCCGCCGCGCUGGCGGCAAGACGGACUCUGAGGUCAAGGCCGAGAACCAAAACACGCGAUUCACAGACGUUCAUGGAUGUGAUGAGGCCAAGGAAGAACUUCAGGAAGUUGUCGAAUUUCUCAAGAACCCUGAGAAGUUCUCCGACCUCGGCGCCAAACUGCCCAAGGGCGUUCUCCUGGUUGGCCCACCGGGUACUGGCAAGACCCUCCUUGCGAGAGCUGUUGCCGGCGAGGCCGGUGUGCCGUUCUUUUACAUGUCCGGAUCCGAAUUUGACGAAAUCUACGUUGGUGUCGGUGCGAAACGCGUUCGCGAGCUCUUUGCUGCCGCCAAAGCGAAGUCACCCGCCAUCAUCUUCAUCGAUGAGCUGGACGCGGUCGGUGGAAAGCGUAACCCCCGUGACCAAGCUCACUCCAAGCAGACUCUCAACCAGCUUCUGACUGAGCUGGAUGGAUUUGAUCAAGAUACCAAGAUUAUCAUCAUGGCUGCUACUAACCUGCCCAAGCUGCUCGACAAGGCUCUGACACGACCGGGUCGAUUUGACCGCCACAUUGACGUCGGUCUUCCCGAUGUUCGCGGACGUAUCGCCAUUCUAGAGCACCAUGCGAACAAGAUCAAGCUCGCCCAAGACGUCGAUCUCAAGGCCAUCGCUGCUCGCUCCCCCGGUCGCUCUGGCGCUGAGCUAGAGAACAUGCUCAACUUUGCCGCGCUUCACGCCAGUCGCGCCAAGGCCAACGUUAUCUCGAGAGCGGACCUCGAAUGGGCAUUUGAUCGCGUGAGCAUGGGUGCUGAUAAGAAGUCAAUGGUCAUUUCGGAAAAGGAAAAGGAAAUGACUGCGUAUCACGAGGCUGGCCACGCUCUGGUUCAACUCUUCGAUAAAGAGAGCGACAGCAAGCUGUACAAGGUCACAAUUCUACCCAAGGGCGGAUCGCUAGGCCACACCGCGCAUGUGCCGGCCAUGGACAAGUACUCCACGACGGCCGCCGAGUACACCGCCAAUAUCCGCGUACUUCUCGGUGGCAAGAUGGCUGAGGAGAUGCGCUUCGGUGAUGACAAGGUCACCUCGGGAGUUUCUAACGAUCUCGAGCGUGCUACGGAUCUGGGGUUCAUGAUGGUUGCUCAGUUUGGCAUGUCCAGUGUCCUCGGCCCCAUGGAAUACGGGCGCCGCUACGAGAACCUAAGUUCGGAAACCAGAGCCAUUAUCGAGUCAGAGGUGCAGAAGAGCCUCAAGAAGUCAUACGAGGAUGUACGAAAGCUUUUGACCGAGAAGCGCAAAGAAUUGGACCUACUAGCCCAGGCACUGGUCAAGUACGAGACACUGGACAAGGAUGAGGUGGAGAUUGUCAUUCGUGGGCAGUCUCUGCCUGGCAGACCAGUACUUGCCCGUGGGCCGAUGGUGAUGCCGGUCCCGGAUGAUCCCCCCACCCCUCCUGGGCUCGGCGGUGUGUCCCAUCCCGAACCAGAAUCGCCGGCGCCUCCGGCACCAGCAGAAUGA